Messenger RNA from Odontomachus brunneus, 2180 nucleotides. It is a transcript of the gene l(2)37Cd, whose product is annotated as general transcription factor 3C polypeptide 5. The record is from RefSeq and is a predicted model, not a curated record. Gene Ontology annotation, biological process: transcription initiation at RNA polymerase III promoter. Bases 124 to 2151 code for a protein of 675 amino acids. Gene Ontology annotation, cellular component: transcription factor TFIIIC complex. The transcript is spliced from 7 exons. Lineage: Eukaryota; Metazoa; Arthropoda; Insecta; Hymenoptera; Formicidae.
GAACAGAGUAAUAACGUCAAGCCGUGUCCCCACGUGUCCCGCAUAAUUAGAACUGAACAGAAGAUACAUUUUGUAAUUUUGAGCAUUAUUUUGUAGUUUUGUAAUUUUAAGGAAAGUGACGCUAUGAGCGAACCGAAUGAGUCAAGUGAUUUUGAAACAUCCGACAGAGAUGACAAGGAUGCAGAUUUCGAUGUAGAUGAUUAUCGUCGUGAAGUUGAGAGUGAUGAUUCUUCUAACGAAUUGCCGAAAGAUAACGUUACAAUGGAGGAAAAUAAUGCUCAACAUAUCGUAUACUCUGGUCCAAUAAUUUCUGGACAUAGAUUUGAUAAGAAGCUAGUAUGCGUCAAGUACCCAGGAAAUGUAAUGAAUGUUGAUAAAGCUAUCGAAACAUUGGGUGGCAUCAGUUCAAUAUCUACGGCUGUAGACGCUCCCAAUAGGAGAUUAGAAUUGCGAUUUAGGCCUGACGAUGGUUAUAGCAAACCUACUUGUGGAGAUAGACACGGUACAACUGGAUUCUUACUUAGAGUCAGGAUAAAGAAGAACAGAGUUAAUCAAGCCAAAGGAGACACCACUGUAAACAUUAUAAAGUCACAGUCUGCAGAUGCUGCAAACUCAAGGACAUUUUCCAUUAUUCAAGGCGAAAUAGAUUCUAACAUGUCUCAAUUUUUGAGAGGUGAACAGAUUGAUAAUUUAAUGUCGGAUAUUGCAGUAAGAAACAACCAUCAAGGUGAUGCUGUCAAUAAUUUGGUAAAUCAAGCACGAAAUCAGGACAUUGGGUUCUCUGUGGAUUCCAGUAGCGAAGCUGCUGUAAGGACAUGUGCUUCAAAUUUAUACAACCUAGAUACAAAUCCGCCAAAGAGAAAGAAGGAUGCAUCGCCUACUUUUGAUCACGAUAAAUACGAAAAUUUAUCACAAGAUGCAGGUUACGAUUUACCUCGUUUGAAGAUACUCGGAAGAGUCGAUAUCGAGUUUAACUUCACCAAUCUGUGUGAUUUUCAAUAUGUGCCAAUGACGCAAGACAGGUCAGAUCCAAACAAGUUGGAAUGUAUAUACAGCUCGAUUUAUCCGACAGGAAUUCCAUCCUUCUCUUGGUUAAAGAAUGAUGUGCCUUAUUUCCUACCACCAGCUGCAUUCAGCAGAAUGGACACUAUACAGCAAUAUGUGCCAAAAAGUGAAACAGAUUCCGGCACGAAAAAUAUAAUUGGUAAAAGUAAGAAAAGCCAAGCAGGUUUCCCCAACUACAUAUACUUUUCCACACCGGAGGUGCCUGACGUGGCACCAAAAGGUAUCGAGACAGCGAUGAAGGUCAAGUUUCUCCAAAAUUCACAUUUGGAAAAAGUGCGUCAACUGUUCGAGGAGCGGCCGAUCUGGUCGAAAAAUGCCAUCAUGCACAAGACACAAUUUACAUCUGAACAGUUAAAAAUAUUACUACCGUCAGUAGCGUAUUACUUUAUGACUGGACCGUGGAGAAUUAUGUGGGUGAAGCUUGGUUACGACCCAAGAAAGGACAUCAAUGCAAGGAAAUAUCAAACAUUAGAUUACAGAUUGAAAGCUAUGCAUGGAUUAGGUUCGACUGUUAGAUGCAAAAGAAAUUAUUCGACUUAUACGUUACCGUAUAAAUCAGCGCCGGUAUCUAAGCAAAAGCCCGCGAUACUGACCGCUACUUUGAGCCAGGAGCAAAAUCCAAAGAAGGAGCGUCAUUUACAUGAGAAUGUAUACAUAUACCGAGAAGGUAUGGUACCACCUUCUCGGCAAAUGUUUUAUCAGUAUUGCGACAUUGCGGUGGGAGAGAUACAACAGAUGUUGGCGAAACUUCCCGAUCCUUUGCCUGGUAUAAGAUGUCACGAGAAGAGAGGAUGGCUGCCAACCGGCUUCGACGUACAGUGCCGAGAAAUCAUAAAUAAGCAAGUACGCGCUGUUUUGAGAAAGAGAAUGAACAUUCCCGAAGAUCAUCCAACAUCGCUUUCACGGAAACGAAAGCAUGGUACUAAUACUAGGCUAAAAGCAAAUAAGACAAUUAAUAAAGGAACAAGAAAGAAGAAGGUAAAUUGUACAGAGAAACCAUCAAGUAUCGCCUCCACUUCAGAGAUGACGACCGACCGACGCAUAUUUGACGAAGAUCGCUGUAGCCAAACUUUGGAGGAAAAAUAAUAAAAAUACAAUAAUGCGAUCUGAAAAAA